AUGUCUAAGGGUCAAUUCGGCGAUAGCUCGAUAUGGUCUUCAAACCAAAUUAUCCCCGACGAGACCGACCCUUCCAAGAUCCGGAAAUACGUGGACGAGAUUGCAGAGUACUAUUAUAAGAAGGCAGUCAAAAUCAAUCCGAAAGGCACUGCUCUGGCAAUGAGCAGAGGUGUUCAAAAUCGUUACCAAACAAUUCUCAAGGGUGCUGCGCUAAUUGAUGAUUGA
This is a messenger RNA of Penicillium longicatenatum, 225 nucleotides long. RefSeq lists its product as uncharacterized. The record is from RefSeq and is a predicted model, not a curated record. The coding region runs from base 1 to 225 and encodes 74 amino acids. The transcript has a single exon. NCBI's taxonomy places the organism in Eukaryota, Fungi, Ascomycota, Eurotiomycetes, Eurotiales, Aspergillaceae.